This is a messenger RNA of Sturnus vulgaris (Common starling), 3638 nucleotides long. NCBI's taxonomy places the organism in Eukaryota, Metazoa, Chordata, Aves, Passeriformes, Sturnidae. The record is from RefSeq and is a predicted model, not a curated record.
CAAGAACACUGUUAAACAUAAAUUCUCAUUUUUGUUUUAUUACAGUUAUUUGUGAAUGAAUUUGGCUGAAUAUGGAUCCAGGUGGUGGAAGUCUUGGAUUGCAAACACAGGAGUCCAAAAUGCCUCACACUAUGAUCAUGCAAGAUUUUGUGGCUGGAAUGGCUGGCACUGCUCACAUCGAUGGAGACCACAUAGUUGUGUCAGUCCCCGAAGCUGUCCUGGUGUCUGACGUGGUCACAGAUGAUGGGAUAACCCUGGAUCACGGCUUGGCAGCUGAGGUGGUGCAGGGCCCCGACAUCAUCACCGAGACAGACGUCGUCACCGAGGGCGUCAUCGUCCCCGACUCCGUGCUGGAGGCUGACGUGGCCAUCGAGGAGGCUUUGGACACCAGUGACCACGUGUUGACUUCUGACCUGAUCACAGAAACCGUGCGAGUUCCCGACCAGGUGUUUGUGGCUGACCUUGUCACGGGCCCGGAGGGACACUUGGAGCACGUGGUGCAGGACGCCGGGGCCGGCGCCCAGUCUCCCACCAUGGUGUCAGAAGAGGUGCUGGUGACCAACUCGGAUUCAGAAGCUGUGAUCCAGGCAGCUGGCACUGUCCCUGGCUCCACUGUCACCAUCAAAACCGAGGACGAUGAUGAUGGCAAGAGCACAUCUGAGGACUACCUGAUGAUCUCUUUGGAUGAUGUUGGAGAGAAAUUGGACCAUAUAGGAAGCACUCCCUUGAAGAUCAGUACCGAGGUGGCAAAUGAUGAUGUUGCUAAAGAUGAUGGCUUUGGUUCAGAAGUUAUCAAAGUCUACAUAUUUAAAGCUGAAGCUGAAGAUGAUGUUGAGAUAGGUGGGACAGAAAUUGUCACUGAGAGUGACUUUCACAAUGGCCAUUCUGUAGCUGGAGUCAUUGAACAAGGAGGUGUUGGGAGAAUGCAGAGAGAAAAAAUGGUUUACAUGGCUGUUAAAGACUCUUCUCAGGAAGAUGAAGAUAUUAGCUGUGCUGAAAUAGCAGAUGAAGUUUAUAUGGAAGUUAUUGUAGGGGAAGAAGAAGCCACAUCCCUUCCAGACACCCAGCUUGAGGACUCUGGCGUGAAUAAAACGUUUGUCCCCGUUGCUUGGGCUGCAGCUUACGGAGAUGAAAGAAGGCUUCCCCGAAGAUACGAAGAUGGUCAAGCAGCAGGAAAUAACUUGGAUACACGAUUAGAAAACAAAAACGCUGUUAUAAUAGGUCCUGAUGGACAGCCCUUAACAGUUUACCCUUGUCAUAUUUGUGGGAAAAAAUUUAAAUCCAGAGGAUUCUUGAAAAGGCAUAUGAAGAACCAUCCCGAUCAUAUGAUCAAGAAGAAAUACCAGUGUACAGACUGUGACUUUACGACUAACAAAAAAGCCUUCGCCGACGAGAAGGAGCUGCAGCAGCACACCGAGCUCUUCCAAGGCCAUAAGACUCACCAGUGUCCCCACUGUGACCACAAGAGCACCAACUCCAGUGACCUGAAGCGACACAUCAUUUCAGUGCACACCAAGGAUUUUCCCCACAAGUGUGAGGUGUGUGAGAAAGGCUUCCACCGGCCCUCGGAGCUCAAGAAGCAUAGCGAGACCCAUAAAGGGAAAAAGAUCCACCAGUGUAGGCACUGUGACUUCAAAACCUCCGACCCUUUUGUGCUCAGUGGGCACAUCCUCUCCGUUCACACCAAGGACCUGCCUUUUAAAUGCAAAAGGUGUAAAAGGGGCUUCAGGCAGCAGAACGAACUGAAGAAGCACAUGAAGACCCACAGUGGCAGGAAGGUGUACCAGUGCCAGUACUGUGAGUACAGCACCACGGACGCGUCGGGCUUUAAGCGCCACGUCAUCUCCAUCCACACCAAAGACUACCCCCACAGGUGUGAGUACUGCAAAAAGGGAUUCCGCAGGCCCUCCGAGAAAAAUCAGCACAUAAUGAGGCACCACAAAGAGGCCAUAAUGUGAUAGGUGAGCUGCAGAAGGAAGCGGUGUAGAAACUGUGAUAUGCUAAUUGGGGAAAAAAAUAAAUCUCACGAACUGUUUCUCCUGGUUUCAAAGCUUGAUAUUAAACCAUAACUUUACAUUCUUUGUAUUAAAAGUCUUAAAAAAGUAUUAGGGUUGGCAGGGGAUCUCAUAGCCCUAUGAUUGUUGCUGAUCAGAACCUAAAGAGCACUAGAGAAUGCAGAGGAUGGAUGAAUGUCUUAAACUUGCAGAAAGAUGGAUGAAUGUCUCCAAGUGAACAGUAUUUGCCAUUGCUGAGUCUAGAGGACAGGGCAGAGCUGAUUGUGUGACCCAUUCUGUCAGUCCCAACGUGUGUCUCCAGUAUGGACACAGAUCCCUGGUGGGGUGAGCUACAGAGGGUUUGCAAAGGAGCCCCCUCUUCCCUUCUUGUGCAGUUUGGAACGGGGAGUUUUAGUCAGACACUUCAUCACAACGUUUUCAACUGUGCCUAGAAGUUGAAUUCCAGAACAGGUGAAAUUUGGGGGAGGUGUCCCUUGUUUGGUUUGGUUUGUUGUUUUUUUUUUUUCUUUAAACAUUUCAUAGGGAAACUUUUUGGUUUCCUUUAUUAGUUUAGGUCCAAGAAGCAUUUUUUUACUGGUUUUCAAAGCUGCUAACCUAUUUUAUUGCAGGAUAUGAUGUUUAAAAUAGAGCAUUAUGUUAUGGUCUCAGAGGUGGUGUUCUGGUGCUAGGGUUAAAGAUGUAUAUGUAUAUAUAAUUUCCCUUUUUUUACCUGAAACUACAGUUGAAUGUUGUUCAGUAUGGCACAUAUAACAAAAUUAACUUUGAAUUUGACUUUUUUUUUUUUUAAGGAUUAAAAAUGGAUGCAGCUCAUAGUGUUGUGACUCAACACUAAGUUUUUUCCUUGCUACUUUAAAGUGUUCUCUAAAAAGAAUAUUAAAAACAGUUGAAAACUGUAGGGUUUUUUUUAUUAAAAUUCAAAGUACUUAGAGGUUCUUUAGGGCAGUGUUCUUAACAGUUACUGUCCUACCUCCUAAUAUGAAAUUUUCCAUAUAGACAUAAAAUUGCACCUUUUAAUCGAUUCUUUUAAAAAAAGAUCUAUACCAUGCUAUAAACAUGCAUUUUCAAUCUGUAAGAAAGUAUAUAUGCAGUAUUUAACCAGAAAAAUUUGCUGCCACUAGAGUUUGGAGGUGGAUCUUGAGUUUACAGUGUAUACAUUUAAAAUAUGCAUCCCUUUAAAAAUGCUUUGUGUUAGCAUGCUGCAAAUCCAAUGGCGCUUAUAUAACGAGCUGGUCUAGGGCUAUUUAAUGAAAAACCUGGUCAUAAAUGUUAUGCAUAUAAUGUGUAUUUUUUACUUUUUUUAGUUGCUUCAUGUUUGCACACAGCUGUUCACAUGAGAAAUUGUAACUUCAUGCUAUAUUGUGGCUUUGUGUUCCAGAUAAUGUUCAUAUUUUGUUUUUGCACCAGAUGAGAAUCAGUUCCUUGAGAAUAAAUUUUUUUUAUAUUUCUAAACUUCAGAAAGUUAAAAUUUGGGAAAUCUCUUAGACAAAUAAGUGUUUUAUGUGGCUGUAAAAAAUGAUGUACACGCUGUAAAAUAAGAUUGUCACUGUUCUGUGGGAUUAUUAUUUCUAAAUGUGUUACUCAUCGUAACGGGCAUACAAUAAAAUGCAUCUCUUGCACUCCAGA